Messenger RNA from Aricia agestis (brown argus), 2955 nucleotides. RefSeq names its product glutamate receptor ionotropic, kainate 2-like. Gene Ontology annotation, cellular component: postsynaptic membrane; plasma membrane. Gene Ontology annotation, biological process: monoatomic ion transport. Gene Ontology annotation, molecular function: glutamate-gated receptor activity. Bases 268 to 2940 code for a protein of 890 amino acids. The transcript has 20 exons. The record is from RefSeq and is a predicted model, not a curated record. Lineage: Eukaryota; Metazoa; Arthropoda; Insecta; Lepidoptera; Lycaenidae.
GUGUGCGUUUUUAUAAGCAUUUCGAGACAUCCUCCAAUUUACUUUUGGCCUAAAUUCAGUAUUACUUAUCAUGUAUCGUGGAUUUCUAUGAUCGUAUGAUUGUGUUAGUGCAUUCGUGGAACUGGGAUCGGUCGGGGACGAUGUAAGGUGCGCUCCCUGCGGUCAAAUUGCAAUGAUUCUAUGAUAAAAAACCGAUAUUCAUGGUCGCGUUGGCAGGGCUGUGAGGGGUGUGAAGGGGUGCGAGGGGUGCGGGUGUGAUGCUCCACCAUGUGGACGGAGUGGCGCUGGCUCGUGGUGACGCUGAACGCUGUGGCCGCACUCUCCCCUGUCAUUAAGAUUGGCGCGAUAUUCACGGAGGAGGCUCGCGGCGGCAGCGCGGAGCUGGCGUUCAAGUACGCGGUGUACCGCAUCAACAAGGAGCGGAGUGUGCUGCCGGACACCACGCUGGUGUACGACAUACAGUACACCACACCCCGGGACACCUUCCGCUCGUAUAAGAAAGCGUGCACGCAGAUCAAGUCGGGCGCGAUCGCCAUCUUCAACAGCGCGGGCCCGCUGCUGGACGUGACGCUGGCGGCGAUGUGCCGCUCGCUGCACGCGCCGCACUUCACUGUCGCACCGUACUUCAUCGACGCUGUGAACUCUUCAGACACGUUCACGGUAAACCUGUACCCGGCCAGGGACGUCCUCGACCGAGCCUUCGCCGACCUCACAGCCUACCUCAACUGGACUAAGAUGGGAAUUAUUUACGAGGACUAUGGUGCUGGUGAACUGAACAUAGUGAAGCUGGGUAGCGACGGCCGCAACAUGUACGCGGUGCGUUGCGCGUCCCACGAGUACCGACGAGCACUCUCACAACUGAAGGCGCAGAGGAUCACGCAUAUCAUAGUUGAUACUGAUCCUAAGCACUUACGAAUACUAGCUAGAGCUAUUCUCCAAUUGCAGAUGAACAAUGAAAACUAUCAUUAUAUUUUUACAUCUUUUGAUAUGGAACUUUUUGAUCUAGAAGACUUUUUCUACAACCGCGUCAACAUGAGCGGCUGGAGACUGGUAGAUAGAGACUCAGAUAAAGUUAAAGACUCGCUUCAAGUUAUGGAGAAGUUUCAUCCUAUAGGGGCUUCUAUUUUAAGCGGAGGUCAUAUUAAGACUGAGCCAGCGCUGGUAUACGACGCGGUGCAAGUGCUGGCGUUGGCGCUGGGCUCAACGCCCGACAUGCGCGCACACAACGUCAGCUGCGACGCCGACGCCAGGAUCGCGCACGGACAGACACUCAUUGAGAAUAUCAAUAAGGUUCAAGCACACGGCCUGACUGGUCCCAUAGCUUUCAACGAGGGUGUCCGAACCUCGUUCCACCUGCAGCUGAUGCGGCUGGAGGGGGGAGAGAACGGUGGUGCUGUUCUGGCGGGCACCUGGACUCCUGACGACGGGCUGGUGGUGACAGACCCAGCUGCGUAUAGACGAGAUCCCCCACCAAAUGUUACCCUCACUGUGGUUACCGUUGAGGAGAAACCAUACGUGAUGGUAAAGGAAGGCUGGAAUUUGCAAGGCAAUGCUCGUUUCGAGGGUUUCUGUAUCGACCUGCUGGCUCGUGUAGCGGCGCGGGCGGGCUUUCACUACCGACUGCGACUGGUGCCUGACAACAUGUACGGUGCCAGGGACCCUGAUUCGGGGGAAUGGAAUGGGAUUGUGAGAGAGCUGAUGGAUAGGAAAGCAGACAUAGCAGUUGCAUCGAUGACCAUCAACUACGCUAGAGAAGCUGUUAUUGAUUUCACAAAGCCUUUCAUGAAUUUGGGAAUUGGGAUAUUGUUUAAGGUUCCAUCAUCACAACCAACGAGGCUGUUCAGCUUCCUCAACCCGCUGGCGAUUGAGAUCUGGCUGUACGUGAUGGCUGCAUACAUCCUCGUGUCCUUCACCCUGUUCGUCAUGGCGCGUUUCUCUCCUUACGAAUGGUCAUCGGGCACCCACGUGUGCGGUCACGAGAUGAAGCUGCUGACGAACCAGUUCAACAUGUGCAACUCCUUCUGGUUCAUCACCGGCACCUUCCUGCGACAGGGCUCGGGGUUGAAUCCAAAGGCAACCUCAACCAGGAUAGUGGGUGGUAUCUGGUGGUUCUUCACUCUGAUCAUCCUGUCGUCGUACACCGCCAACCUGGCCGCCUUUCUCACGGUGGAGCGGACGGUCCUGCCCAUACAGAGCGCAGCGGACCUGGCCGCUCAGACCAAUGUCCAGUACGGGACGCUCAAUGGAGGUUCCACUAUGACGUUCUUUAGGGAUUCGAACAUAGAUAUCUACCAGAAGAUGUGGCAGUACAUGUCGACGGCGAGCCCGCCGGCGCUGGUGUCGUCAUACGAGGAGGGGGUGAAGCGAGUGCUGGGGGGCAAUUACGCGUUCCUUAUGGAGUCCACCAUGCUAGACCAUAGGGUGCAGAGAGACUGUAAUCUGACGCAGAUAGGAGGACUGCUGGAUUCUAAGGGGUACGGGAUAGCGACGUGGAAGGGCAGUCCGUGGCGGGACAAGAUCUCGCUGGCCAUCCUCGAGCUGCAGGAGAAGGGCGUUAUCCAGAUCCUGUACGACAAGUGGUGGAAGAACACAGGGGACGUCUGCAACAGGGACGGGAAAGACAGCAAGGCCAAUCCGCUGGGUGUUCAGAAUAUUGGUGGUGUGUUCGUAACACUGCUCUGCGGGCUGGUGCUGGCGAUAGUGGUGGCUAUCCUGGAGUUCUGCUGGAACACCCGGAAGAACGCCUCGCAGGGCAGACAGUCACUCUGCAGCGAGAUGGGACAGGAGCUGCGUACGGCGAUGCGGGGCGGGUCGUCGCGCACGGUGCUGCGGGCGGGCUGCUCGCGGUGUUCGCCCGCCACGCACGUGCCGCCCGGACCCUCCAGCUACGAGGCGGAGGCAUCAAGUACGGUGGAGCUGAAGGAGCUGCGGUGGUCGUAGCGCGGGGCGCGGCGC